AUGUUGGAGGGUGGCCAGAAAGCUUUAUGGAGGGGUGCAGUCAUGAAGCCAGCAGCGGACAAGAUGUUCCUUGAGGGCACAGGGCCUUACGUGGACCUUGAGGAGGCUGGGGGAAGUACAAGUUUGUUGAUGGAUUUAGCUGUCAAUAAAAAGUCAGUACAUGUAGACUUCUUUAAUAAUUUUGAUGAUGACGAUAUCCAGUGAAAUUCAACUUCCUGCUGUGCUAAAUACCUAUGUUUCUUGUAGAAGCAGACUAUAUUCCUAACAAAAGAUAGGAAAAUGUGAAUAUUGUCUCCAAGCCAUGAAAGAGCGCUUCGAAAUGGCCA
Molecule: messenger RNA, 326 nt
Organism: Podarcis raffonei (Aeolian wall lizard)
Lineage: Eukaryota; Metazoa; Chordata; Lepidosauria; Squamata; Lacertidae
Product: COP9 signalosome complex subunit 9-like
Exons: 1
Coding region: 1-204 (67 amino acids)
Biological process (GO): negative regulation of protein neddylation
Source: RefSeq, a predicted model, not a curated record